CGCCAGGGUCCCCUGAGGGUGUGUCCAUGCCUACGUUGCUCUCAGGAGCCGAGUUUCCCCACAGCCUCAAGAUGACCAUGGACAAGGCGGGGCUCCUGCUGCUCAGCAGCCCAGACAAAGUGACCAUCGGCCUGCUGUCCUGGGACGGCCCUGGGCAGGGGCUUCGGCUGUUCCUGCGGGACACUGACCGCUUCUCCAGCCACGUCGGCGGCCUCCUUGGCCGCUUUUACCAGGGCGUGCUCUGGGGACCCCCAGAUGCCACAGAUGACAGCAAGCGAACACUGAGGACUCGGGAGUUUGAGUUCAAUGCCACCAGGUGA
This is a messenger RNA of Myotis davidii, 320 nucleotides long. Its product is annotated as inter-alpha-trypsin inhibitor heavy chain H4-like. The record is from RefSeq and is a predicted model, not a curated record. The transcript has 2 exons. Bases 27 to 320 code for a protein of 97 amino acids. Lineage: Eukaryota; Metazoa; Chordata; Mammalia; Chiroptera; Vespertilionidae.